Molecule: messenger RNA, 2526 nt
Organism: Tachyglossus aculeatus (Australian echidna)
Lineage: Eukaryota; Metazoa; Chordata; Mammalia; Monotremata; Tachyglossidae
Product: bromodomain-containing protein 8-like
Exons: 9
Coding region: 1-1272 (423 amino acids)
Cellular component (GO): NuA4 histone acetyltransferase complex
Molecular function (GO): protein binding
Source: RefSeq, a predicted model, not a curated record
AUGGUUCCGUGGUUCGAAGAUCGGACCACUCGCUUUGUAAAAAAAACAGAACAGUUACUUGCUGAUGUCGGUUCUGAUCUUGGCUCCUUGUCCUUGAUGCCCGUUCGCCGUCGGGUUAAGGACGCGUUCUCGGUGGUGGUUGCGACGGUUUCAGUGUCUCCGUUGACUGAUUGCUCGAUUGCUCGAUUGCCUGAUUUGCCCCCAAAGACGCCGAAAACGUUUAAAUCCCGGGAGUGCUCUCGAGACGCUUCUUGGAGGGUGGACGUGGAGCCGAAUCCCGGGGGAGACGAUCGCCACCGGUCCGAGCCGCCCCCCGGCUCGCGGGACCCCCGUCCGCACCGGGACCUGGGCAGCUGGAGGGAGAUGGAAGAGCCGGGCGGUGAGGAUCACGAGAGGAGUAGCCCCGAGAGAGGGGGUAGCCCUCCGGGGCUGAGCGACCCCGAGCCGGACGGAGGAAGCGGGAAGGAAUUCCGGGAAGAGGGGCGACGCUGCCAUCAGAACGUCCUUCAGUUCCUCUCCGAGGUGGCCUACCUGAUGGAGCCUCUGUCCAUCAGUAGCAAGGGAGCCACUGACGGGGGCAGGGCCCAGCCAAGUUGCAGCCCCCCAGAAGGGAGCGAUGCCCGCGCGGCGGGGGGAGAGGCGGAAGAGCCGGCCCCCGAACCUCCCAGCCCGGGGGCCCCACGAGAGUCUGGCGGAGGAGCGGGCCUACAGCUGCCCCAGGACACUGCCCGGCAGGAACACGGGGAGCCAGACGUGGGCGAGGGCUCGGCUGGGCUCCCGGCCCGCGGGCCCGGUGACGACGACAAAAGCAGAGUUGCCGCUGCCAGCCUUGUCAGGGCCCCUCUGGACUUCUUCUUCGGCAGCGGCCCCGCCAUCUCGCAGCGGACCGACAGGAGCCGGAGUGAUUCCAACCCGGACCACCUCCUCCUCAAGAAGACGCUUCUGCCCCUCUGGAAGAUGAUUGCCAGUCACAGGUUCAGCAGUCCAUUUCUAAAGCCCGUGUCAGACCGGCAGGCCCCGGGCUACAAGGACGUAGUGAAAAGACCCAUGGACCUGACCAGCCUGAAGAGGAACCUGUCCAAAGGGCGGAUCGGCAGCACGGCCCAAUUCCAGAGGGACCUGAUGCUCAUGUUCCUCAACGCCGUCAUGUACAACGCCGCCAACCAUCACGUCUACCACAUGGCCGUGGACAUGCAGAGAGAGGUCCUGGAGCAGAUCCAGGUGCUGAGUAUCUGGCUGGACCGGCGGAGAGAGAUGAGUGGCCUUGACUAAGUUCUCUCCCUCCAGAGUUGGGAGAGCCAACUUAAUCCCUGCACCUGCCAGGGCCCUUUGGGUUCUGGGAGGGUGGCUCUCUUAACCGGAGUUGUAUUUCCUAGAUGACCAAAGUCCUAUUUCCUAGAUGACCAAAGUCCUAUUUCCUAGAUGACCAAAGUUCUAUUUCCUAGAUGACCAAACGGAUUUCCUAGGUGACCAAAGUCGGAUUUCCUAGAUGGCCAAAGUCAUAUUUCCUAGAUGGCCAAAGUCGGAUUUCCUAGAUGACCAAAGUCGGAUUUCCUAGGUGGCCAAAGUCUGAUUUCCUAGAUGGCCAAAGUCGGAUUUCCUAGAUGACCAAAGUCCUAUUUUGUAGAUGACCAAAGUCCUAUUUCCUAGAUGGCCAAAGUCCUAUUUCCUAGAUGGCCAAAGUCAGAUUUCCUAGAUGACUAAAGUCAGAUUUCCUAGAUGGCCAAAGUUGGAUUUCCUAGAUGACCAAAGUCAUAUUUCCUAGAUGACCAAAGUCGGAUUUCCUAGAUGACCAAAGUCCUGUUUCCUAGAUGACCAAAGUUGGAUUUCCUAGAUGACCGAAGUUGGAUUUCCUAGAUGACUAAAGUCAUAUUUCCUAGAUGACCAAAGUCGGAUUUCCUAGAUGAUCGAAGUCCUAUUUCCUAGAUGACCGAAGUCGGAUUUCCUAGAUGACUGAAGUCAUAUUUCCUAGAUGGCCAAAGUCAUUUCCUAGAUGGCCAAAGUCAGAUUUCCUAGAUGACUAAAGUCAUAUUUCCUAGAUGGCCAAAGUCGGAUUUCCUGGAUGACUAAAGUCAUAUUUCCUAGAUGACCAAAGUGGGAUUUCCUAGAUGACCAAAGUCCUAUUUCCUAGAUGACCAAAGUCCUAUUUCCUAGAUGACCAAAGUCCUAUUUCCUAGAUGACCAAAGUCGGAUUUCCUAGAUGACUAAAGUCAUAUUUCCUAGAUGACCGAAGUCGGAUUUCCUAGAUGACUGAAGUCCUAUUUCCUAGAUGGCCAAAGUCAUAUUUCCUAGAUGGCCAAAGUCAGAUUUCCUAGAUGACUAAAGUCAUAUUUCCUAGAUGGCCAAAGUCGGAUUUCCUGGAUGACUAAAGUCAUAUUUCCUAGAUGGCCAAAGUGGGAUUUCCUAGAUGACCAAAGUCAUACUUUCUAUGCACCCACCGGCUGAAUGUUUUCCAGAGGCUUAAAUAAACAUUUAUUGAAGAAAGGGACAUUUUGGGUGAGAGAUUCAUUGGGGCUGGGAACGGCU